Molecule: messenger RNA, 1290 nt
Organism: Yarrowia lipolytica CLIB122
Lineage: Eukaryota; Fungi; Ascomycota; Dipodascomycetes; Dipodascales
Cellular component (GO): Set1C/COMPASS complex
Molecular function (GO): protein binding; transcription cis-regulatory region binding
Source: RefSeq, a predicted model, not a curated record
AUGGAGGAUCUGCCACAGAAACGACGCAGAAAGACGAAACUCGAUGAAGAUGACAGUCAAGUGAACAUAAAAACCACAUAUGAAACCGAUCCGACUGUGCUCAUGCGCCUGAGACCGCCACAGCCGUCGGUAGCCGAUUUCGGACCCAUCAAAGAGCCACCAAAACGAACAGGCCCAAUCACUGAAGGAGAGCCAAUUGCCGCAGUUACAGGUACGGGGACGCCCGUAUCGGGAUCCAUGACAAUGGAGGAGAUCCCAUUGAACAAACGAGGGUUCCGGUACACGACAUGCUUACCCAACACUCAGCUAGAUGACAUCAUGUACUCUGUGGGCGAAUCCAAGCCAUAUUCCGUGUGUAUGAGCGCGUCUGACCGGUCGGGAAUGUGUCACGUGGAUGAGAACACCGUCACGUGCGACGGUGGAUGGAGAAGCGCGCGUGCCACAGCGUGUUUGAGAGAGGGCAAGUGGUACCAUGAAGUCAAGGUCGGAGACAGUGGCCACGUGAGUGAGAAUGGCACACCUGUUCCUGCUGGUCACGUGCGACUGGGAUACAGUCGUCGGGAGUCCAACCUCGAGACUCCUGUGGGUUUCGAUGGCUAUGGAUAUGGACUCCGGGACGUGAAUGGCGACCGUGUUCAUGUGAGUCGAACCAAGUCGUUCAUGUCCAGUGGGUUCAAGGCCGGCGACGUCAUUGGGCUUCUGUUAAAUCUCCCCAACCGUGUAGAGCAUGAUUAUACCAAGCUGAAGCGAGAUCGAUACCCCAUCAAGUACAAGAACCAGCUCUUCUUCGAGAUGCUUGAGUAUAUCCCCACGAAACAGAUGGAAAACUGGAUGAACCCCAAGAAGGGCGGUGUUUCUGCCAUUGCCACAGCUGGUGGAGCUGAUCCUGUGGCCAAUCACAUUCUGGACGGCCAGUCAUCCUGGGAACCAGCAGUAUUGGAGGGAUCUAGCAUUGAGGUGUACAAGAACGGCGAGUAUAUGGGCACCAUGUUUUCGGAACUGCUUGAUUAUCGACCUCCUUACUCCAAGUUCAAUGCUUCCUAUUAUGCAGGAGAUGCUGAUGACGGUCUGCUGGGCUACUAUCCCACAGUCAGUUGUUUCAAGGGAGGCAAGGUGGAAUGUGUGUUCGACAAGAACGAGUUUUCUGCCGUUCACGAAGAUGUCAAGAAGGGCUUGGAAACUGGAGAGAUCAAGUCUGUUGGCGAGCGGUUCGAUGAGAUGAUCGCGGAGGAUGUGGUGUACGAUAUCUUGGACCAGGUGGGAUUCGAGUUGCUCACGGGUAAAUUGUAG